Molecule: messenger RNA, 4286 nt
Organism: Zeugodacus cucurbitae (melon fly)
Lineage: Eukaryota; Metazoa; Arthropoda; Insecta; Diptera; Tephritidae
Gene: Gr28b
Product: putative gustatory receptor 28b
Exons: 4
Coding region: 2354-3892 (512 amino acids)
Biological process (GO): sensory perception of taste
Cellular component (GO): neuronal cell body; membrane; axon
Source: RefSeq, a predicted model, not a curated record
AAAUUGUGUCGGUGUGUGAGUGUGUGAAAUAUAAUAGUCUACAUUGUGAUGAGAAAUGCGAAGUUUGGGGGAAAACGAGAAAGACGUGGUCUACAAAUUUAGCGUCAACAAUCUACUCAACUUGUCACAUAACAGUAAGACCGCACUAAAUAAUAGGUUAGCUAACUAGUCAUAACUUCAUCACAAUUUCGGACCCAAUUUCACCGUUUUCAUCUUCGCGUCCGAUAGCACGGGUCGGGUUAGGGUCACUGUUUUGACUGUACCCUGAUCUCUGUUGUGUACCACUAGAUCCAUGUUUCGUCGACGGUUCCAAAACGGCACACUUUUGCUUGCACUGGGCGAUUUCCUUUUCGGCCGAUAGCACAGUCUUGGUAGCGUUAGGACCAGUUUUUUGACCAUUCCUAGAUCUCUGGUGUGUACCGCUGGAUCCAUGUUUCGUUUACGGUAGUUUUCUGAUUUCACUGGUGUGAUUUCAUUUUCGUUUUCACCUCGCCUUCUUCGUCGGGUUAGGUCCACUAUUUUGACUGUACUAUGAUCUCCUGAUAAGUCUAAAUAAUACUUAUACACGUACAUAAAAAAUAUUGACAAUAAAAUUGUUCAAAUAUGCCUAUAGCGCUUAGAUUAUCGCUACAAAAUAAUUAUUUUCAGUUUGCUUUUGAUCAAAAUUACAUUCAUGUAUUUUUAAUUAAGAGCAAUGAACACACCAGGCGAUUUUACAUGAAACAGGUGGUGUAUUGCGGUAUUUAUAUGAAAAAUAAUGAAAAUAUAGAUGCAGUAUGUAUGAUUACAAUAACAAACAACAAAUGAUUACAAUAUUAAAAACAAAAGCAUGUCUGAGCAGAAUGUGCAUUAAAUAUUUACCAAUCAACUAGACGGACAGAAAGAAAGGCAGACAGACAGAGAGGCAGGCAAACAAACAUAUUAUUCAUCGGAACUUAUUGUACUAGUAAGGUUAUGUCCUCUAGCAGCUCAGAGGGAAGCAGAGAAAGUUUUGCGAGGGUACGGGAAGAAGGCUUCAUCAAUUAACAAAGGCCAGUUGGUAAUAUAUUUCUAUUUAAUGUUUGUUCUGCGCAAACAGUGACUGUCUAUGUCUGUAUAUUGAAAAACUAUACCCAAGGAAAGUACUUAAUUGAAAUGUGUCGAGAAAAUAAAUUAGUUUAACAAAACCUCAUAAAACCCAUAUGCAAAUUACUCGCUAAAACUUCUAUACUAAUGUUACCGCGAUGAGCAAUUAAAAAAGCAACAAGUCAAUAUUCAAUUCCUUGGACACUUGUCAUAGAGGGUUAUAACUACAAUUUGUGAUUUCGUUUUUUUCUUUUAUCUCCGUAUUUCCUGAUAGAGCUAAGGAUAUCAGCUUAUAACAAAGGCUUAUAUUCUGCAUUGCUGGGUGAGAGAUCGGUUAGAUCGUUAUCUAAACCAGUUUUUUGUCGAAGAACAUUUUGUCGUUUGAAAUUAAAGUCAAAAGAUCGAUAAUUGUAGAAGUGGAUUAUAGAAUAUAGGACUUUGUAAAAGCACAGUUACAAGGAGACAUCUGUAAUGUAAUAGCGCUUCGUCAGCGCUAAAAAUGAAUUAUAAACUCUUCCGGAUAUGCAGGCGAACGCCAUUAUUUUAGAACUAAUUAUAGUAUUUAAAUAUUCUAAGGAGUGUAGCAGAUUUCGGUAUCUUCAUCAACUGCUGCUUCAAGAACUGAUCCUUUAAACGAAUAACAUAAAAAUUAUCGAGUCAACUGCGAGGCUGAUGAAUUUGUCAGACCCACUUGAACUCAUCUCACGACAGUCUGCCUCAAUUUCCGCCUUGACAAGUGGAAAGUUAAUGAUCUCAGUAUGCUCUCUUUCGGGAAGCGAAAAUCGCACGAACUUCGUAGCGGAAGACGUUAAUGGAGCUUAGUAUGGUGUACCGGAUCACUGGGCAUCAUGAAGUACAUUCUUUAGAAAUUCUUUGGAACAGUUAUUCAAAUCUAACCUUACCACUAACUUGAGAGCAACACUCCGGAAACUAUCAAAUGGUCCACCCUAUAUUCUAGACUAGUUAACAAUCUGUUUAAUGCACAGGGAUAACUAGCGUCCUCCUUAGUGGGCGAUUUGAAGCUGAUGGGUGUGCUCGUAAUACAAAAACAAAACGAAAAAAGGAAAAAAAACAAAGUGACGACAACAGGUGGGUCAGUGACAAGAAUCGACAACAAUGUCAACACCUGAAUACGAGUGCAGAUAAAUAUGGUAAUCAUGUGCGAGGUGGCUCAGUGGAAACUCCCGCCACUAAUUUGCAUAUGAAAAUGAAUACUUUAUUAGAAAAAAAAUAGUAGUUAAAGGAUAUACAAAUUCAUUAGAAAUGAAGUAAGCUGAGAACACUACUGAUGGUCACACACAAACCAGCGCAUUACAUAAACCAACAACACAACUCUGCGUCUAGGCGUGUUGAGUGCGCCGCAACUUGGGUUAAAAAGUCACAACAACACGCCAACUUUUGGCCAGUUAAUGCGGUGCAGUCAACGCGAAUGGACGGAGACGCGAAUAGUAUAGAGGCACAGGAAGUGCGCGCCACACGACCACAACGCGUCAGCGGUAUACGUCGGUUCUUUCAAGCGCAACAGUUCUACGAGAGCAUACAACCGCUAUUCGUGAUCACUUUUUGGCACGGCCUCACGCCGUUCUUCAUCAAAAACGAUGGUGCCGGCAAUAAGAAAUUAAAAGAAUCGAUUUUCGGUUAUAUCAAUACAUUUCUGCACAUCACCAUCUAUGUGGCCUGCUAUGUGUUGACGUUGUUGAAUGAUUUCGAAACGGUUGCGGGCUACUUCUUUCACACCGGUGUCUCACAUUUCGGUGACACUUUGCAGAUUGUGAGCGGUCUGAUCGGUAUUACGAUUAUAUAUUUUACCGCUAUGCUACCAAAGCAUCGGCUCGAGCAUAGUUUGCGUACAAUACAGGAUAUUGAUCUGCUGUUGCAUAGCGUUGGUGUUAAGAUAAUCUACACCAAAGUGUUGCAUUACUGUUAUUUCAGUAUAUUGGUGGUGUUUGCCGUGGACACAUUGUAUUCGGUUGGUAAUUUUCUGCUCUUGAAAUCGGCCGGUUUAGAGCCGUCAACGCCACUUUACAUUGUCUUUACGUUGCAACACACCGUUAUCUCGAUCGCCACGGCGAUGUAUCAGGGAAUUGUAAAAAUGUUGGAAAUGCGGCUGGUAAUGUUGAAUAAGGUUUUAAAGAAUCUCGCACAUCAAUGGGACAAUAGUAUUGUGAAACCGAUGCCAAAGCAACGCUCACUACAAUGUUUGGACUCAUUCUCCAUGUACACGAUAGUCACAAAUAACCCUUGUGAGAUUAUACAGGAAUCUAUGGAAAUACAUCACAUGAUCUGCGAUGCCGCAUCGACAGCAAAUAAAUAUUUCACUUAUCAGCUGUUAACCAUCAUUUCGAUUGCAUUUUUGAUCAUCGUUUUCGAUGCCUAUUAUGUGCUCGAGACAUUGCUGGGCAAAUCGGCACAUGAGAGCAAAUUCAAGACUGUGGAAUUCGUUACUUUCUUUUCGUGUCAAAUGAUUUUGUAUCUCAUUGCGAUCAUAUCGAUUGUGGAGGGCAGUAAUCGGGCUAUUAAGAAGAGCGAGAAAACCGGUGGCAUUGUGCACUCGCUACUCAAUAAGGCAAAAAAUGCUGAAUUGAAGGAGAAGCUGCAGCAGUUUUCUUUGCAAUUGUUGCAUUUGAAAAUACAUUUCACCGCCGCUGGACUCUUCAACAUCGAUCGUACGCUUUAUUUUACGAUAAGUGGCGCGCUCACCACCUACUUAAUCAUUCUCCUACAAUUCACAUCGAAUAAUGAACCAGAACAACAGUUAACAACGAUGGGCCCGAAUGGCACAACGCCACUACAAAAUCUCGUUUCAAAUUUAACAGCUGAUGCCUAAUGCCAGUUAUAUUUGAUUGAUACUCAAAGCGUUUUUCUUUUAAAUUUAUAUACUCAUAAGCUAUGUAUUGUAAAAUUUCCCUAGUCAUAUAUAUGUAAGUGUGUAUGUAUGUUAUUUAUUUCUCUUCUGUAUAUGUAUGUAAUGCCUGAGACUUAUGUAACUCGUUUUUUGUAUUAAGUAUAUAUUGAAUUAUGAAAAUAUAUGCAUAAACUUUAGACGGUAUACGAACGUUUGAUCAUAUCUCGAUGUCUGGAAAUGCAGAUUUUAAUUAUCUGUUUAAUAGGUUUGUUAAGCAUAAAAUGAAUUGUUUGAUAUUAAAUGAAUUUAUAUUGCAUUUGUAUUGAAAUAUUUUUUUGUUUUUAGAAAAAGUAAAUAAAGUAUAAUUGUGAACAUA